AUGGCCAUGGCGAAAGAAAGGAAAUCAAAGACUCUUUCGUUGUCAAACGAGCAAUACAAGGAAACUCUUCUUAAAACCAUGGACCAGCUACGAAAAGAUGAUGUUCUUUGCGAUGUAAGGCUCGUUGUAGAAGGUCAGAGUUUCCUCGCUCAUCGAAGCAUUUUGGCUUCAAGCAGUCCGUAUUUUCGAGGUUUGUUUACAAACGACAUGAAAGAGAAAGAAGUCAUGGAGUGUAGUUUAGACCAGUUAAAGUCUUCUGUUAUGGAGGCUCUACUUUGUUACGUUUACACUGGAAACGUGACGCUUACUGAGGAGAACGCACAGGAUCUAGUUGCCGCAGCUGAUUAUUUAAUCAUUCAAAGCCUCAAGGAUAUUGGCUGCCAGUUUUUAGAAAGUUCCCUAUCGCCCAGUAGAUGUUUCGCUUUGAGAGAUUUUGCGGAAAAGUUCAGCUGCAAAGCGCUAAAAUCUUCUGCUACAAUUUACAUCGUAAAACACUUCAAAGAGGCCUGCGACACAGAGGCUUUCAAAUCCAUAGAUUUCGAGGUUCUCUCCGAGAUCAUCCAGCGCGAUGACCUCGAGGUCUCGAGCGAAGAAGAUGUUUAUGAGACGCUUAUAACGUGGGUGAAACAUGAUUUGGAAACUCGUAAAGAGAAUUUUGAGGAACUAUUCAGCAAAAUCCGUUUGUCAUCUUUGUCAAAGCAUUAUCUGGUUAACAAAGUGGAAAAAGAAGAUCUUGUAAGCAGUAGCUUUUACUGCACGAAGCUCGUGGUGAAAGCUUUGAGUUCUAUUGUCCUGCACGCGUAUGAUGAUUUCGACCUGCCACGAAAGACACUUAAGCGGCAUUUGAAUGUUAUCACAGUGUGCGGUGGAAACCUUAGCAAAGAGGCAGCUUGUUACUGCCCCGAAACGAAGAAGUGGCUGCCACUUGCAGAUAUGCUGCACGCGCGAGAUGAGCACUGUACCGCUGUACACGACAACAUACUGUACGCAUUCGGUAGCACACAGUUGGAAAACGGCCAGUCUGUUGAGCAGUACAACGCCCACACUAACACCUGGGUAGCAGUUGCUAACAUGCCUCAAUUACGCUGCGCUGCCACUGCUGUAAGAUCCGGGGAUCACAUCUUUAUCAUUGGUGGUAGGAUACCGAAUGGUGGCUCUGCUAAGGAGGUCAUGCGUUAUGACCCAGACAUUAACCAAUGGUUUAUUGAGACACCCAUGUCUGUCAAGCGUGCCGGUCUGUGUUCAGCAGCUUGUCAAGGCUUCGUUUAUGCCAUUGGUGGGCUAAGCGACAGAAACGAGUUUCUGCGAAUUGUCGAGCGAUACAACACGAAGAAAAAGAUAUGGACCAGCAUCGCACCCAUGCAAAUUGCUCGCUAUUUUGCGUGCGCAGUGGAAAUGAACGGAAAGGUCUUUGUCAUCGGUGGCCAAUCUUCAACAGGGGCAUAUUUAUCUUCUUGUGAGGCGCUUGAUCCAGUGACUGAAGAGUGGUCUUUGCUUCCCAAUAUCUCCGUCCCCCGCCAGGCGGCUGGUAUCACCAGGCUUGGAAACAGGAUUUUCCUGUUUGGAGGCUGUAACAACUCUGGGAGUCUAGACAGCGUAGAAUGUUAUGAUGAGCGUAAGAGAAGUUGGGAGACAGUCACCAAGAUGCCCUCCAAGAGAUCUUGGGUCCAGUGUGAUGUGCUCAGAGUGGCCAAGGAACUUCUUCAGAUUAAUUAA
Messenger RNA from Porites lobata, 1716 nucleotides. The record is from the annotation of a GenBank genome assembly. NCBI's taxonomy places the organism in Eukaryota, Metazoa, Cnidaria, Anthozoa, Scleractinia, Poritidae.